This is a messenger RNA of Pseudonaja textilis, 5584 nucleotides long. The record is from RefSeq and is a predicted model, not a curated record. NCBI's taxonomy places the organism in Eukaryota, Metazoa, Chordata, Lepidosauria, Squamata, Elapidae.
UGAGGAGAGAUAAGGUGGCAGUGCAGGCUGCUUUCCUGGAAUACAAUCUGCAUUUUGACACUCUCUGUUAAGCACUGCCCAUCUGUAUGUUAUUCAGCCAGAGCCUCCAGGGAGAAAGAGGAACUCCAGACUCCGAAAGACAGUGAGAAAGAAAGCAAAGGCACUCUUCUGAGAAGGAACUGUUGCAAAUUGACUUAGAAGUCCCACAUCUGGAAGCUGAUACUUAAAAUAACCGAGGCGCCACUCAACCAAGUGGGCCAGGAGGCAAUUAAAGCAGAAGCAAAAAAGCAAGAAGCUGAAAGAUCCCUGCUGAAUGUGAGGGGAGGAGAUGGCUUUGAUCUUGGCCUGGACCCUGCUUUUUCCUAUAUUCUCCUUCCUGGGAUGUUUCUCCUUAUGCUCAGCUUCGGCGGAGGACAACGCUUUUCAUUUUGACACUGAAGAGAGCUCAGCCCAUGGUAGCCAAGACAAUAGCCUUCUCAGAGGGCAGCAGCAAGCUGUAGCUUUUGCGAGCUGGUCUCAUUUUGCUGAGAAAUGUCAAGAAGGAUUUUAUCGCACCAUUUCGGGCAACUGCAAGCCCUGCCACUGCAAUAACAAUGCCUACAAGUGUCUUGAUGGAUCUGGCGUUUGUGUGGACUGCCAAAGAAACACAACUGGAGACCACUGUGACCGAUGUCCAGAAGGCUACCUGGGUGAUGUGACCAGAGGAGCACCCAGCUUCUGCCAACCUUGCCCUUGUCCCUUGCCUCUGGUGGCCAACUUUGGAGUCUCCUGUUACAGAAAAAAUGGAGUGGUGCGCUGUAAAUGCAAAGAACAGUAUGCAGGGUCAAACUGCGAAAGAUGUGCUCCAGGUUAUUAUGGAAACCCUUUGGUGAUUGGCAGUACUUGCAAAAAAUGUGACUGCAGCGGCAAUUCGGAUCCUAACUUGAUCGUUGAGGAUUGUGAUGAAGUGACAGGCCAGUGUCGCAACUGCAUGCGUGGUACCACAGGAUUCAAUUGUGAGCUCUGUGCUCCUGGUUAUUAUGGGGAUGCUAGAAUAGCUAAAAAAUGCACAGCAUGCAACUGUGGAGGAGCACCUUGUGAUCGUCGAACAGGACAAUGCCUCGGAGAACCUCCAAUGCCUGCUCCAGUCACAGAUUGCCCAGAUAUCAGUUGUGACAAAUGCAUUUGGGACUUGACUGAUGAUAUCAGCCUGGCAAUCCAAUCCAUUGAGGAAAGCAAAGAAAUUCUACUAAGCAUCUCCACUGGAGUUGCAGCUCACAAACACUUGCAUGACCUCAAUACCACUACUUUUAUCCUCAAGGAAAAAUUAUCCGAGAAGGACAAUCAUUCUGCUCUUCAGACAACCCAGGUUGAUGCUGCUGCAAAUGAAAUGACAGAACUUAUCAGGAAAAUUGAUGCCCUUGAUGAAAAGAGAAAUCAAGAAUCAGGCAAAGGUCAGCAGCUGCAGAAGGAAACUAUGGAGACCAUUAAGCGUGCUACUAUUCUUGCACAAGAACUUGGAAAUAUUGUAGAUAACAUACAAGAAAUUGGCAGCAAAGCAGAAUACUAUGGUAUUGAGCAUGAUCUGAGGCCUGAAGAUAUUGCUCAGAAGGUCAGAGCAGCAGAAGAGAUGCUGAAGGACAUCAGACUUCGUAGACCUUUCACCUUCCAGAGGCAACUUGCUGAUGAAGAGUCUGAAGCAGCUCAAGACUUAUUAAGGAAAGCUGAAAGUUGGGAACAGAAACAUAAUGAAACCAGGUCUUUGAUUCCUGACAUAUUGGAUCAGCUUGGGGACCAUCACACCAAACUCACAGACUUGCAAGAGGCUUUGCACCAAGUUAUUGAUGACAUCAGAAAAACAGCCACUAUAAAUAAUGAAAGCAUUGCUAAACUCCAGGCGCAUGAGAAACAACAAGAAAUAUUGGAGGAAGAGAUUGACACUCUGAACAAUACCCUAGGGAUGGCCACAGACAUUCUAAAUAUUUCUCGUGGAAUCAUCUUUGACAUGAAUGAAGCAAUACAGAAUGCAUCCAGGCUCUACGCAGAAAUAGAUGGAGCUAAAGUACAGCUACAGGACAAACAGGCCAACCAGUCAAGGUUUGAUGAAGAUUUGGUUGAAAAAGCCAUGAAAUAUGCACAGGGCCUUCAGGACCUUGCAGAUAAUUUGGAGAGGACUUUUCAUGGUAUUGACACAAAUGGAUUAGUACAGAAAGCACUAAAUGCUUCCAAUGUACAUGAAAAUAUAAUUAAUUAUAUUAAUGAAGCCAAUCAAAUGUCUGCCUUGGCAUUAAACACUACAGAUCGAGUCAGUGAUGCUGCUGUUGGAAUUGACACUCAGAUAACUUACCACAAAGACAAAAGUACAAUGCUUCUUGGGGAAGCCAGAAAACAACAAGGAAAUGCCAAUGCUAAUGUCUUUAAUGUUGAAGAAACAGGCAGAGAGAUUAAUGAAACACUUGACAAGAAGAAUGAUGUUAAAGGCCGUUUCAUGAAAGUCCUUAAAAAAAUGCACACAUCAGAGCAAGAUCACAUGAAGCAGUUUGAGCAAUUGCAAGCUAUUGCUACUCAAGCUAAAGAAACAGCUGCAACCAUAACCUCCACCACAGAUCCAAUGUCUGAGAAUGUGACAAAAUGGUCAAAAGAUCUGCGCAACUUUAAACCUGAAAGAGCAGCUUAUGAACGUGCCACAGUCACAACUAGGGAUACAGUGAGGAGUCUCACAGAACUUGUCCCACAGCUCCUAGAUAAGCUGCGUAUAGUAGAAGAGAAAAGAGCACCAAACAAUGUGUCAGCCAGCAUCCAGAGGGUCCGAGAACUCAUUGCACAGACCAGGAGUGUGGCAAACAAGGUUCAAGUGUCAAUGACAUUUGAAGGUCGUUCAGCAGUUGAAGUCAAUCCUCAAGUGAAUGUAGAAGACUUAAAGGCUUUCACAUCUUUAAGUUUGUACAUGAAAUUUUCUGGAGAAAACCCACAGAGAAAAAAGCCUCAAGAUCAAUUCGUUCUGUAUUUAGGAAGCAAAAAUACAAAAAAUUAUGUGGGUCUUGCAAUUAAGAAUGGGAACCUGGUCUACGUUUAUAAUUUGGGUGCUGGUGAUGUGAAUAUACCUCUAGAUUCUAAGCCAAUCAGCUCUUGGCCUACACAUUUCAAUCUGAUUAAAAUAGAGAGGAUUGGCAAGCAUGGCAAAGUGUUUUUGACAAUCCCAAGCCUUACCAGCACAGCUGAGGAAAAGUUUAUCAAUAAAGGAGAGGCUCCAGGUGAUGCUUCUCUUUUGGAUCUGGAUGCUAAAAAUACUGUUUUCUAUGUGGGAGGAGUGCCUCCAGAUUUUAAGAUAUCUGUCAUAUAUCAUAAUUCCAAGAAAAUGAUCUUGGUAGUGGAUAGGAGACAUAUAAAAAGUGUGGAAAAUGAAAAGAAAAACAUGCCAUUUAGUGAUGUCUAUAUAGGAGGAGCUCCUACCGAGAUUUUAAAAUCUAGUGGUGUCAGCUCACACCUGGCUAUCAGUACAUCCUUUAGGGGCUGUAUGAAAGGUUUCCAGUUCCAAAAGAAGGACUUCAAUUUGUUGGAAGAGCCAGGUACCCUGGGCAUUGGUUACGGCUGUCCCGAAGAAUCACUUAUGUCCCGCAAAGCAUAUUUUAAUGGUGAAAGCUAUAUCGCAUCCAGCCAGAAAAUCUCUCCUUUUCAUAUGUUUGAAGGCGGCUUUAAUUUCCGAACUUUACAGCCUAAUGGACUGUUGUUUUAUUGCACCGAAGAUUCAGAAGUGUUCUCUAUUUCCAUGGAAAAAGGAAAUGUGGUAUUAAAUGCAAAAGGAGUAAAAGUUCAGACAGCAGACAAGUCCUUUAAUGAUGGAAAGGCUCAUUUUAUCAUGACAACUAUCUCACCUGAAAAGCUUGAACUUUGGGUAGAUGAAAAAAGACAAAGCAAAAAUAAUCCGGCAAAGGAUGCAGCUGAGAGAAAGCCUGUAAGCACCAAGAAAUUCAGAUUAGAUCGAGAUAUUGAUGUGGAAGACUUCCAACGCUACCCGGAGAAAGUUCAUGCAUCUCUUUAUGGAUGUCCCGUGGAAUCUCCUCCAGUUGCCCUUUUUCAUAAAAAAAGAAAAAAUUCCUCCAAAGCCAAGGAAAGCCACAGCAAAAGGGCUGAAAAAAGUAAAAAAGGAGCAUCCCCUUUGUCAUCUGUCAUAAAUAAAGGAGAACAAGAACUGAGAAAUCAGAGGGACCCACACUGCCAUUUCUCCAAUAAUCCGAAAGCAACUGAGCAGGCGUAUCUUUUUGGUGGGACAGCAAAUAGCCGGCAAGAGUUUGAUUAUUUACCAGAGGAUUUCUAUGAAAGAUCUCAGUUCUCCAUUAGUCUAAAGACUCAUUCAUCCCACGGAAUGAUUUUCUAUAUUGCUGACCAAGCAGAGGAACAUUUCAUGGCCCUCUUCAUUGCCCAUGGUCGACUUAUUUAUAUGUUCAAUAGAGAUCACCAGAAAUUAAGAAUUCGAACCCAAGAGAAGUACAAUGAUGGCCAGUGGCAUAAUGUAAUGUUUGUUCGAGAGAAGAAUAUUGGUCGUUUGAUUAUUGAUGGCCUCCGAGUACUAGAAGACAGUCUUCCUUAUUCUGAUAACACAUGGCCAGUUACUACUCCUUUCUACAUAGGGGGUGUGGCACCAGGAAAAGCUGCUAAAAAUAUCCAGAUUAAUUCAGUAUACAGUUUUAGUGGUUGUCUUGGCAGUCUAAAGCUGAAUGGAAAGCCAGUCACUUCUCCAUCACAGACCUUCAGUGUAACACCUUGUUUUGAAGGACCAUCAGAAGAAGGAACCUAUUUUUCAUCAGAAGGGGGAUACAUUAUACUUGAUGAAUCAUUUAGCUUGGGCCUGAAAUUUGAAGUUGUUUUUGAAGUCCGCCCUAGGCACCGUUCUGGAAUACUUAUGCAUGCACAUAAUGUAAAUGGAGAGUUCCUGAACAUACAUAUGAAACAGGGACAGGUUAUUGUGAAGCUAAACAAUGGCAUUAAAGAUUUUUCAACUACAGUUAUACCAAAGCAAAAUCUCUGUGAUGGCAGAUGGCACAGAAUUGCAGUUAUUAGAGACGCUAAUGUAAUACAACUGGAUGUUGAUUCAGAAGUGAAUCAUGUGGUGGGACCAUUAAACCCAAGAGCAAUUGACCACAGAGAGCCGGUAUUUGUUGGAGGAGUACCAGAAGCCUUCCUGACAUUCAGCCUGACCACACGUAAUUCCUUUACUGGAUGCAUCCGUAACUUUAUGAUUGAUGAAAGGCCAGUGAUUUUCAGUAAGGCAGCUUUGGUCAGUGGUGCUGUGAGCAUCAAUGUAUGUCCUGCUGAGUGACAGGCUGGUACUACAAUGAUAUAUACAGCACUGAAGAAGCAGCAGAAGCUGUGCAGGGUUCAAUUUUCAGUAUCAGAAGAAUUAAAACAUAUCACUCAUUUUAAAUACAUGAUAACAUAACAGCAUAAAGCUUGCAAUCAUUAGGAAAGCUUCAAACACUUUUUUUUUUGGGGGGGGGGGAAAUACAGAUUCCUAACCUGUACUAGGGAAAAAAAACACCUCUGCGGUGUUCUAACUGGGGAAUGAAAGUGAUCAACCCAGUGGGAAGAAAUGUAAAUCCACUAC